Molecule: messenger RNA, 2659 nt
Organism: Zea mays
Lineage: Eukaryota; Viridiplantae; Streptophyta; Magnoliopsida; Poales; Poaceae
Product: tafazzin homolog
Exons: 7
Coding region: 358-1812 (484 amino acids)
Biological process (GO): phospholipid metabolic process
Source: RefSeq, a predicted model, not a curated record
GUAACAACUUUUGUGAGCUGGAGUAGUCCUUAUCCAAUCAACACUCGGGCACUGGGCUCCAUCCUCCCACUGCCACCGGGCCCAAUAGGUGGUGCUUCAGUCUGGACCCGCCCCUGAUAUUUUUCCGGUGACUCUCUUCCUCUGCACUUGGGUCCCACCACUUUUCCCUCCCCUACCUUUCUUCCUUCUUCCCCAAGACCGCGAGUAAAAAUUUCGCUUAAAAUUCGAUUCCACGAAGCAGCAAUCGCAAGCUCGAAGCUCUAAAAUAAUCUCUUCCCGACGCCUCUGGAAGGUCAUCAUCUGAACCCAGGUAGCCUCCAGCGCUGGAGACGUGCCGUACUCAAACCCUAGCCACCAAUGGCAGCCGGCGGCGGGGCUCCGUGGGCGGAGCGCGCGCGGGUGGUGGGGACGCAGAUCCGCAACAGGUUCCGCGUGGCGCCCGUGGACCACCGGUCGCUGUGGCUGCGGGCGGACGGUCGUGUCGCCACUGAGGCGGUCCGGCGGUGGUCGGAUCGCGUUCGGGCCCUGCUGCAGAGGGGCCGGAGCGCGGAUCGGAACUCCACAUCGACGGAUACAUCACCUGAGGCGGUGGCAAAGCCUUCGUCCAGCGUUUUGAGAUUCUACAGAAAGAGAGUGGGCAAAGAAGUUAAUGGGAUUGAAGACUCUGUUAUUUUCCGUUCGCUUCAAGCAUUGGCUGUUCCUCUUAUUGGCAAUGCAUGCUAUGUUUUUAUGCAUGGUCUUAACUCAGUUCAGGUUUAUGGUGUAGAGAAGCUUCAUCAGGCAUUACAUGGGAGACCUAAAGGCAAGGCUCUUCUAACGGUCAGCAAUCAUGUGGCAGCGAUGGAUGACCCUUUCGUAAUUGCUUCCCUUCUCCCACCAUCUGUUAUGCUGGAAGCACAAAAGCUGAGAUGGACACUGUGUGCCACUGAUCGGUGCUUUACAAAUCCAGUUUUGUCUACAUUCUUCAGGUCUGUUAAGGUGUUACCUGUUUCUCGUGGUGAUGGCAUCUACCAAAAGGGAAUGGACAUGGCACUUUCAAAGCUUAACAGUGGUGGAUGGGUUCAUAUAUUCCCUGAAGGAAGCCGUUCAAGGGAUGGAGGGAAAACCAUUGCUCCUGCCAAGAGAGGUGUUGGAAGAUUGGUAAUGGAUGCUGACAGCCUUCCAGUUGUAAUACCCUUUGUCCAUACUGGGAUGCAGGAUAUAAUGCCUGUUGGAAAACGAAUCCCCAGAGCAGGAAAAAGGGUGAUUGUGGUCGUGGGUGACCCAAUCAACUUUGAUGACCUGCUCAUCGACAACUGUGGUGACACCCAAGAUAUCCCUAGAGGGAUCUUGUACGACAAAGUGACACAGAGAAUUGGGCAGCGAUUGCAGGAACUCAAGGUCGAAGUCGACAGACUGGCUGCAGAGCAGGAACCUGAACUCCAAAACCACAACGUGGGUGAUGAUGGAUACCGGCUGUGGCAGCAGGUCGAUUGGGAAGGAUUUGGGAUAGGGAGUUCCAUGUUGCCAUCAGAACCUUCAGCUGCUGCGCAAGUGCCAUCAAGGGAAGCCGAGCCUGAACCGCACGUGGAAGUGGAGCAAAGCGUGUCUCCAGCCCCAAGUGCAGCGACCUCAUACAAUGUUGCUGUUCCACACUGGUUCCAGCGCCAUGCGGACCCUUCUGAACUCAUGGGGUUCGCUUCCCGUGGCCUGAUCAAGCAUGGCAAGUUCUUGGAGGAAGGCUACAGGGAAUUCCAACAGUCGGCUACUACUCUGCACACCUUUUGGGUUUCUCGUGCUAACAAUGCUGCACACCGAUGGAGCACUGCUUAGGCUGCCCGCAGCGCUUCCCGUGGCGCGCCCCUCCGUCGGCUUUAGUGGCUACAGUAGCGACAAAACGGUGCAUCAGAUCACUCUACUAGCUCCUAUACACAGAACAAGGACAAAGCAGCGCACUACGCCAGAUUGAGGGGGCACUGUUCUACCCCUUACCUGCGCGCUACAGUGCGCGUAUGAGUUUGAUAGUUGGAAAAAAUUGAUAUUGGAUAAAAAAUAGAUAUAGAAAAUGAUAUUUUAUAGUUGUGGGGUAUAUGAGAAACUUUAGAGGGAACAACUGUGUGAGAUAAAAAAAUAGGAGAUGAAAUGUUGAUGAUGUGAUAUAAAAAAUCAAUAUAGGAGAGAUUUAGGAGGAACUGCUGCAGAUAGUCUUACUGUCUGUAGCGGUCACCUCUAAGUUUUUCCUCCUAUAUCACUUUUUUUGCGUCACAUCAUCAACAUUUUAUCUCAUACUUUUUUAUCUUCCGCAGCGGUUUCCUUAUAUUCCCCCACUAUACCCCACUACAACUAUAAAAUAUUAUUACCUAACAUUAUUCAUCUUUUAUUACUAUUUUUCAACUAUUAAAUAAGAGAGCAUUGUGUAAGGGGUGCUACAGUGCUUCCCUUGAUCUAGGGACGGGCGUUGCCUCCCCUUGCGCUGCAGCGCGUAGGGGGCCAUUUGGAGACAGUCGCUGCCCACGUAGAGACCCGUACGCAUACACAGUGCAAGGUGAGGGGCAUAUGGAGGCAGCCUUAAGACUAUCCGCAGCGGUUCCUUCUAAAUUUCUUCCCCUAUAUCACUUUUUAGUCACAUCAUCAACAGUUAUCCUCUAUUUUUUCAUCUCUCGCAGUGGUUCCCCCUAAA